Ruditapes philippinarum (Manila clam) is the source of this 2513-nucleotide messenger RNA. RefSeq names its product cilia- and flagella-associated protein 300-like. NCBI's taxonomy places the organism in Eukaryota, Metazoa, Mollusca, Bivalvia, Venerida, Veneridae. The record is from RefSeq and is a predicted model, not a curated record. The transcript is spliced from 7 exons. Bases 60 to 848 code for a protein of 262 amino acids.
AUAAUCCAAGAUAAUGAGGAUACGGAUAAAAGUUGAGGUCUUCCGAAAUUGUUUACAACAUGGAGGACAGACAACAAAAAUUCCAUUUUCACGUGUCGGAAGGAAAGAAAUUUCCAACAUUAGAAGAUAGAGAUAACAAAGAACUAUUAACAAAAUGGGGUAUGCAGGGGAAUUUAUUAGCCCAGAUGUACACAUUUGACCAACCAUUUCAGUCAUAUCAAAAAGAUGAAUUUGUUCUGGAUUUUAUGAGAGACCCUGCUGUUACUUCAACUUUGAAAGUUCCAAGUGGAAAAGGGACUUCUGCUGCAGUAGGUACUGCAGCUGAAUCAGUGGGUGUAGAAUCCGUGCCAUGUUCCAUAUUGUCUAUGUCAUUCUUUGAUAAAUUGUAUGGUACAGUUGUCAGGGAAUCAGGGCAUGUUCUAAAAUGUUUUGAUGAGUUUUAUGAAGAUUUUACCAUCUCAGAUGAAUUGAGAAAAAUGUUACUGAGUGAGGAGUCAGACCAUUAUGAAGUAUACAAUGAAUCAGAAAAAUCACAGUUUUUGUUUUGUUUGUUCAAACAUAUUUGUCUAGGAGGACAGAUCUGCCAGUACGAGGACACGAUAGAUGCCUACCUGGACAUUACAAAAUCACUGUAUAAAGAUCUUAUCAGUGUUCAAAAGAAUGCAGAUACAAAACUUUUAAAUAUAACAUCAAGUGUGUUCAAAUUUAAGGCCAUGGAUAAAGAAGGCGAGCUGUUUUUUCCAGAUAGAAAGUUACAUGAUCAGACAUUCUCCUAUCUUAUAGUGGACCCAUUUAAACGACAUGUCAUAGUUUUAUCUCAUGUAUUUGCUGGUGGAAUAUUUAAGUAACUUUAUCUCUCAUGAAAUUCCUGUACAGCAUGGAUAUUAGGACUGCAGCAGCAACAUUCAAUGAAAAUAUUCUAGAUCAGAUGAUUGUUGGAUACUGAGUUUUAAUUUUAUGACAAUGUAUAUUUUUCUCAAGAUAAUUUGAGUAUAAUUAUGUGUGGUAUCGUUUUGUUCUGCAUGAUUUAUAUUUCUAAGAGUUUCUAAAUGAAUCAAUGCAAAUAGUUUUGUAUGAAGUCUUACUCUUUGUGUAAAAAGUUUAAUUUUUAGCUCGACUAUUCGAUAAGAAUAAGUAGAGCUAUUGUAGUCACCCGAGCGUCGGCGUCAGCGUCAGUGUCGGCGUCUGCGUCGGCUUAACCACUUAUGUUAAAGUUUUUGUAAUAGUUCAAAUAUUUUCAAAGUCCAUUGACAUAUGGCUUUGAAACUUUGCACACUUGUUCACCAUCAUGACCCCAACCUGUAGACAGGAGGAGGUAACUCUAUCAAGCAUUUUGACAGAAUUAUGCCCCUUUUUCGACUUAGAAUUUACGUUAAAGUUUUUGUAAUAGUUCAAAUAUUUUCAAAGUCCAUUGACAUAUGGCUUUGAAACUUUGCACACUUGUUCACCAUCAUGACCCCAACCUGUAGACAGGAGGAGGUAACUCUAUCAAGCAUUUUGACAGAAUUACGCCCCUUUUUCGACUUAGAAUUUACGUUAAAGUUUUUGUAAUAGUUCAAAUAUUUUCAAAGUCCAUUGACAUAUGGCUUUGAAACUUUGCACACUUGUUCACCAUCAUGACCCCAACCUGAAGACAGGAGGAGGUAACUCUAUCAAGCAUUUUGACAGAAUUACGCCCCUUUUUCGACUUAGAAUUUACAUUAUAGUUUUUGUAAUAGUUCAAAUAUUUUCAAAGUCCAUUGACAUAUGGCUUUGAAACUUUGCACACAUGUUCACCAUCAUGACCCCAACCUGUAAACAGGAGGAGGUAACUGUAUCAAGCAUUUUUUUUCACUAUCAAGCACUAAGAAUAGUCGAGCGUUGCUGUCCUACCGACAGCUCUUGUUAUUAGCUUCAAACAUCUGUAAUCUUCCUUUUAAAAAUUUCAUACACAUUGAUGGUUACAUAAUGAUAUAUAACUACUCGAUAUCAAAAGGCAUGUUUUACAAAUAUUUAAACGCAUGUUUUACAAAUAUUUAAACGCAUGUUUUACAAAUAUUUAAACGCAUGUUUUACAAAUAUUUAAACGCAUGUUUUACAAAUAUUUAAACGCAUGUUUUACAAAUAUUUAAACGCAUGUUUUACAAAAUAUUGGGAGUCCUUUGUUAAAGUUUGAGAGAGUAUAGUGUAUUUGUUGUAUGUUUUUAUGAUCAUUGAAUGUAUUUAGGUAGUUUCAAAUAGUUAAAAGGAUGUAAUUGUCCUGAGCAAUUCCAAAUUGAAAACCUUAUGUCUUGUCAUGAAAUUAUAGGUACGUGUUGGUUCUAAUUUUGAGUGUAUAGAAGCUCAAAUGCCCACUCAUCUAAAGUUGAAUGAUUAAUAAUAAUUAUAAAGUGUCAUGCAUUAUUGUGUAAAAUGAAAGAUUUUUUCAUCAAUUUCCAUUUUUACAUGCCAGUAGAAAGAUUAUUGAGUAGACAGUGAAUUUCAUGAAAUAAAUUUGGUUUAUUGCCCUCACAUUGUACGUCAUAUAGUGUGUA